Molecule: messenger RNA, 6341 nt
Organism: Drosophila ananassae
Lineage: Eukaryota; Metazoa; Arthropoda; Insecta; Diptera; Drosophilidae
Gene: Zmynd8
Product: protein kinase C-binding protein 1
Exons: 10
Coding region: 482-5749 (1755 amino acids)
Molecular function (GO): protein binding
Source: RefSeq, a predicted model, not a curated record
AGUAUUUUUUUCAUCUUAAUGUGCGGUCACACUGGUAUUUGCCGAAACAAAACGAGCUAUUUACAUCUUUUUAAAUUUGAAAGAAAACAACUCUAUUUAAUUAGCUUAAUCCAAAGAAUUAUAAACUUACUCAACUUGUUAGAUAAGGCUUCCCAAGAAAUGUCGGAGCUGGCUUGACCAUCAUUCGCAGCUGCGCCAAUUUUCCGAAACCAUCAAUUAAACCAGAAAAGUGCGUUACAUCAAGUGCAGAAUUAAAGGAGAUCAUCGUCGGUGGAUAGCCCUGCGGGAGCAGAAGGAGGAAGCACAUACCACUCGCUGGAGACAAGUUAUUUGGCUGCCAACCAGAGAAGAAAUUGAUUUUCUCUUGCAGCAGCAGAAACUGGCAGACGAGACGUGCAUCUUCAUCGGAAUAUGACGACUAGAGGCCACCCGAAAUAGCUCCUGUUUCCUGUAUUGACCUAAUUGCUAAAAUGGUAGUGGAAUGCCCGCUACGCUGAGGCUUCCCUCUUGCGAUUUUCGGAGCCAGAUCGGACCGUGUAGUAUGGAAAGCAACGACAGCAGCGAUAGCACCGGGGACAGCAUAAAAUCCAUUCCCCGGCCGGACUACGAAGCCCUCUCCGCCAUUCAUAGUCCGCAGCCGCAGAUGCUGGAUGACCACAUGGAUAUCCAGACCGACAGCCAUUUGGAGCCGGCCAACAUGCCCAGCAAGCGCCAAAAGUAUGUGGUCAGCGCACCGCCCAGGUCGGCCAACGGCAGCAGCAACUCCUCCAGUUCCAGUCCUUCCAACAUUAAUGUGGGAUCCUCCCUGACCAUGAAGCUGACCAAGGUCAGCACUUCCACCCCGAACAACAAGAGCCAGCCCAAGGUGCCCAAGGAGAUGAUUGCCCUGCAACGAUCCCACAUUGAAUCCGAAGUGCUGACCAAUUUCGUUAUCGACGGAUCCAAAUUGAAGCGGAGGAAGUCGCGCUACGCGCCCACGAAUCUCGUACAGCAGGAGCUGUCUCGCAGCUUGAACACCUCAACCUCCAAAAAUGUGGAAAAGUCUACAAAGGCAGCCCUUAAGCGGAGUAAGAGUAUCCCAGCUCCGAAUUGCGAUUCCGACGAGGAUUGGUGCCAGGAAGAAGCGAUCGGGAAGGUUCGAAAGCUCGGGAGAAUUCGGGGACGUUCAAUGGCUUUCGACGAGGGCGAGCGUCUGGCCGAUCUGAAUGCCGAGGACAGCAACAGCAUGCCGGCGGACCACCAGCUCAACCGCUUGAAAUCCCGCAGCAAGACACUGUCGCUGAGUAACAGUUGGAGCAACGACGAGCGAACAUCGCGGAGAAGCAACAUGCGCAGCGAGAACGAAGAGUUCGCUAAGAAGCACAGCGCCUUCCUCGAGAGCAUCAUGAACGAUAACCCAGAGUCGGAGCUGGCCCUGAAUACUUCGGGGGAGGUGGACGCCGACGCAGACAGCGACUGGCCAAGUGGGGAGCUGGAGGCGCACAACUCUCUGUUCUCGGACGUCAGCGAGUCAAAGACUAUAGCUUCCGCACCUGAAAAAGAGCAGGAAGAGGAGGCCAUACAGAGAUUGCGAGUGAUCUGGCAAGAGCCGCCUAUGGCUGGCUGGGAUCCCUUCUGCUGGAAGUGCCGCGAAUGCGGAAAGCUGCAACCCUGCUCCAAGUGCUUGCGCUCAUUUCACUCCUACUGCGUGCGACCCGCCACCACAAAGUUUGACUCUGCCUGGAAGUGCCCCGAGUGCCAAUUGAUAGAGGCGGCUCCGAAGAGGCUGCGGCGCAACGAUGUCUCCACCGAUCUGCUGAGCCAGCUGCUCUCCUUCGCCUUGGAGCGCAUGAAGCAUGUGCGCGGGGCCCACAAGCUUCGUUCACCGCUAGAAGUGUUCCCCCAGACCUACAAAAAGUAUUUCGUGAACCCGGUGAGCUUCGAGACUCUGGCGGAAAAAAUCCGCAAUGGAGCCUUCCAGAACACCGACGAGUUUCUCGGCGAGGUCAAGUGGAUCCAGCACAAUGCCCUCAUCUUGGACAACGGCGAUGCCAAAGUGGAGCAAGCUUCGAAGGCAGUGGUGAAGGUUUGCCGCCAGGAGGCGAACGAAAUCGACACCUGCCCCGAGUGCUAUUUGAACGCCAACUCCAGCGAUGAAUGGUUCGUCAAAGUUUGCCGACAACCCCAUCUCCUGCUGUGGGCCAAGUUGAAGGGAUUCCCGUACUGGCCUGCCAAAGCCAUGGGCUCCACAAAUCCAUCUCUGGUGAACGUGCGAUUCUUUGGCAAACACGAUCGGGCCUUCGUUCCUGUGAAGGAUUGCUUCUUAUAUUCCGCUCAGAACCCAAACACCCAGACCAGUCGGCGAUCGGCGAGGGAUUUGGCGGAAUGCGUGCAUGAGGUGGAGGUGCAUAUAGAGCACAUAAAGCGGAAGAUAGGAGCUUUCAACUAUGCCCCAUUUCGCACCGCUUACGACCCGAUGGAGGAACAACAGCAGCUGGAGCAAAUGAUGCCUGGCGUUUUUGCGGCCAUUGAUCGAGAGUUGGAGCCCGCGAAUAAAACGCCACUGCAGUUCCUCAUCCGCAAGACAGCGGGUGAUAAACUGUCCAUUGUUAAGAAGAGCAAAACCACGGAGUCGGGCAAUGAGUCCGAUCCAUCCAGUAGUCCGGCCAAGAAGGCCCUGGAAGCGGAGGUUGUACCAGUGGCAAUAGCCGCAUCGAGCGAUCAUCCGAAGCACAAGAGCAGCAACUACGAGGUCAUAUCCAGGUCGGGCGAAUCUCUCACCGACUCGCGAUGUAAGGUCCUUCUCAAGCGGAAAUCCCUAGCCACGAAAACCAGCACAACACCCGCUCCAAUGGAAACUCCUGAGCCUGUGUCUACGAAGCGCAAACAUUCCCUAAGUGAUGCUAGUUGCACCAGUGAGUCCAGUGACUACAAGAAAAAGUCCAAGCACGCCAGAAAACAGCACGACAAGGAGCCGGACAGAGAGUUGGAGGAAAAAACAGUAUCGAAUAAGGAUAUUUUGAAAUUAAAGGAGCAACUGCAGAAAAAGGAGACAUUAAAUCAGGAAGCAAAAGAUGCAACGGCAGCUUCAGUGGUUUCUGUUGUGGAAUUGGUCCAGCGCCGUCAGGGAGUUACCAUCACCAAGAUUCCACGGGAACAGCCGCAGCAAGUGCCUGCCGAAGAAUCUCCAGUUGUUGCAACUGCACCUCCACCUGCACCUCCGCCUGCUCCUCCGACUGUCCCACCACCUGAUCCUCCCGCUGUCCUUCCACCUUCUCCUCCCGCUGUCCCUCCACCUACUCCUUCUCCAGCACCUAAGCCAGCAGUCAACUCCACAGUGACAAAGACUAAAGCCCAAGAAAAAGCUGAAGCCCAGUCAGAAGUCGAGCGACAGCAGCAGCAGCUCAUCAAGAAGGUUAUUCCGUUCGUGGAAAUCAAAACGGAAGUAAUGUCGGAGCCAGAGGAGGAAGACACUGAGGCGGCUGCCAGAACCCAUCAAAAUCUAACCGAGCAGCUCGCCCAGCAACAAGCUCAGGAAGAGUCACUGCGAAGGCAGCAAGCGGUCACUGCUCCACCACCGGAGCCACCAGUGGCAGCCCCGGUUCGACCUGCACCCACUGAGCCAGUGCGACAGACAGUUCCGGAAGCGAUUAAAAUUAAGGAGGAAAUUCUCAGCGAGGACGAAAUGGAAACAGAUCAACAAGAGCCACGGCCCAGUUUUAGCCAAAGAUCGGAAACGAUACCCAUGCCGCAACCGAUGCCACCGCCCGCUCCAUUGCCGUCGCGCUCGGAAACUGUUAUUCAACCCAUUCGAGAGGAGUCUCCUGCCACAGAUGAGCUAGUACGGUUUGUGGGCGACACCACCAUUCAAAGGAUAAACCAAAAGCCCAGUGGCAAAGCCACAGAUUCAACAUCCAAACGUCGUUCAGCUCCGCAAGGGCCGCAAACAGCACAGGCACUUGGUCUUACAUCCUCGAUAGUUCCGAUAACUUCUCCGACAUCUGCACCUAUGCCCGCAGCAUCUCCAUCGCCGUCUGCAUCGCCCAAGCCCCAUGGAGGUCAUGGGAGCAGCAAGACAGUGUCGGUACCACCACAGAUGUCACCGAAAGUCAAAUCCCCGGCCCCCCAUCAGUAUAGGCCGAAAGGCGAGCGCACAUCCAAUUCUACUUCGCCUCCAAGUGCUGCACAGGCCACACCUGCUUCGAAUCUGCUCCGAUCCAACAUGGUGGUGAUACCAGUAGAGCAGACUGCCAACUGCAAUCCAAACAAUACCAUGACAAUACCUGUUCCUCCCUUGAGGGCCGUUUCGAAAAGCACAUUGCAAAACUCACAAGCUCCGAUGCCUAAUCUUCCCGGCAGCAGCACCACAUCAAUGCCUCCCCCACUGGCAGGCUUGAGUGCUCUCCCGACAGGCGCAGGCACUACUCCAACGCAGACUGCAACAUCCAGCUCGGAGCAGAGCGGCAUUUUGGCCAAUGCUCUGAACGGAUUGCCAAGCGAAACUGUGGUGGGUGAUUCGAGCCUCAACGAUCCCAUAACUCCGGGGAUGGCCACGGCCCUAAGCGAGAUGCUUUUGCGCUCUGGUCCGCCAAAGUUGGUCGCUCGUCCCUGCGGCCCCCUGCAGUCGGAUGGCUCCCAGAUCUAUCCAUCGCAAGCAGGACCAGUUUCCAGGAAACUGAAGGAGAAUGCCCACAAGAUCACAGACUACUUUAUUUCUGUUAUCGAGGACACACUCUGCGACAUGGGCUCCGGGGAACAGAGUGUGCUCCAAGCCCGCAUCGCUGGCCUUUUGUUGGAGAACGAGCGACUGAAGCAGCACUACGAUCGUCAGCUAACGGACAUUCAACGCACCCACGAGCUGAUGUUAUCUGAAAUGCGCAAGACAAUAGAGCAGGAGAACAAACGGACAAUCAACGAACUCCGCCAGCAGAGCACCCUAGAAAGGAUGCGGGCUGUGGAGGAGGCGAAGAAGAAGCAGUGGUGUGCCAACUGCAUGCGUGAGGCGCAACUCUAUUGCUGUUGGAACACCUCGUACUGUGACUAUCCUUGCCAGCAGAUGCACUGGGUCAAGCACUCGAGCACUUGUGGGCAGGCGUCCAACAUGCAGCUGAAUCAGCCGCCACACUCUGCGCAAAUGCCUGUUGGAAUGGAACCUAUACGAUCCAAAUCCAAGACACCGAUGGCAACAACAUCGACGGCCAUUACGAGUGUCACGCCAAAUCCCAGUUCACAGAUAAUUCGGAAUGUUUCUGUUCCAGCAGCAGGACCUGCGAUGAGCGGUCCCGGUUCUAAAAAGUGGCCACCCAUGAUGCCUAUGAUGAACCCAUCCAAUCAGGAGGCGGUGCUCAAGCUGCCCUCCACCACCUAUCUGCGCCCGGUGGUCAGCAACAUAGGCACUACGGUGACGGCCACGCCGGUUGUGAAUAAUACGAAUAAUAGCAGCAUGAACGCAAUGAUGGUCUCCACUCCUGCACCGAGCAACCACAUGGCCAAUCUCAUGCCUGGUCAGCGAAAUGCCAUCAGCUUUCCAAAACAUACCCCGCAGACAGCUCCAGUUCAGCGCUUUAACAUACCUUUACCCAUGACUGUGAACCCCAAUCCUCCAUUUAGUCUGAUACCAGACCCACCACAUCAAAAGCAAUCAUCCAAGGCCACGGGGCGCAGUUCAGGAAAGAACAACAACCGAAUGCGGCAAAUGAAUAUGGGAAACAACAACCCGAGUCCACAGGGCAUGCGACACAAUCAAAUGAAUCAAGUGUUUAAACAGUGAAUAUUUUAGGAAUUAAAAAAGAAGAACAGAAUAGAUAGAAAGGAGAAUGCACCGCCUGGAAAGACUGCCUGUAAUUCAGGAAAAAGUAUCCUUGAUAUUCCAGAGAAACUCAGAAUCAAUUAUUUUUGUCUGAUCAGAAUGUACUAAGUCCAUCAUUUGGAUACCACCUUAAUAAUCCAGAUCCCCGAAGCGCUGCUAUUUUUUUAUUUACUCAGAGAGUAACAGUUUCUAAGUUGCAUUGACACUGAAAGACGAAGUUUUAUGUAUAAAGUUAUUAAUACAAUAAUAGUUACAUAAGUAUAUGGAUAGAUUCUGGUAUAUAUAACUAAUAAUAUAUAUCUCAACAUUUUUUUCAAUUAUUUGAUUUUACCAUAACGUAAUCGAAUAGAAUGUAAGAGAAGUGUAAACCCAUGAGAUGGAAUUUGCAAACAGUAGUUACUUGCAGUCAUACCAUUCACCAUUCAAAGCAUAAUGUACAUUUUUCUUUCAUCCGCCAUCUAUUACAUACACCCAUUUUAUGUAUAUUGAAAGCAAAGCUACAACUGAAACAUAAGGAAAAUACAUCUGAUGAAAUGUUUGAAUCACCAUAAAA